Messenger RNA from Hymenoscyphus albidus, 1554 nucleotides. Lineage: Eukaryota; Fungi; Ascomycota; Leotiomycetes; Helotiales; Helotiaceae. The record is from the annotation of a GenBank genome assembly.
AUGACUGACAGAAUUGCCACCCUAGCCUGUGAUGACACUCAAGGCGGAACCGACCCUGUACUUGCCCCCAAUAGCGGAUCGGAGAAGCGCCAAACACUUGCGACAAUACCAAGAGAGCUAAGAGAAAAGAUACUACAAGAAGUCCUCUCGAUCAACAACAACACCUCCUUCGACAUUUACAAUGACCUUGUACAGCCUCCAGAAAGACUGGAAGAUGAGCCACAGGAGGUGCAACUUGACUUUGCUCUGCUCCCUCCCACUCCACAUGAGCGGAAAGUCUUUUGGAACAUCCCAACGUCCGUCUUUUUGGUCAACAAAGAUAUUUCCACUGAGGCUAUUGAGUGUUUUCACCGUGAGAACAUUCUUGUUUCCGUCGAAACUGCUGGCUACCGUUUCAUCAAGAAUUGUGCAUCUCAAAUCAUUCCUUUACGCCAAACAGCACACCGUGAGAAAGAUGUAGCUCUGCACCUCAAGCUUUGCUUCAGUGACGAACACAACACCGCAGCUGGAGCAGAAGGAGCGGUUCCCGAAUUUGCUGUCAUGACAGCUCGACAUUUGCCCAUCUUGGUACAACUUAUUAAUGCAACCUCCAUCACACGACAGAGACUAGGUGGAAGACCAAGAGAAAAUGACCUCUUUUUCAUUCGGAUGACAGACAUGACACUUGAUUUCGACACUGGAAGCAAAUAUUACGCCAAGAAUGCGAUGGAUGUAGCGGGAAGGGUGGUUGUUGAUGGCCUGAAAGGAUUGCGACAAUUUCGUUGGUCUCGUUGGUCUCAUUGGUGGACACCUCAACAGCUCGUACAUGGUAUCUCAGCGUGGAACUUGGGAGUUAAAAGAGGCAUUGUGGUCAAUGGUCUAAGUGAGAAAAAGGCUGAGGAGUUUCUUGCUGCGUCAAAUUUGCCUUGCUUGGUCUCAAUGGAUUAUUUGACAGAAGCUAAGCGAUUGAAGACACAUGGCGACCAGCUAUCACGAGACGGACAUUAUGCUGCUGCACACUCAUUUUACAUUCUUUCCGCCUGGAUGAUUACAGAGCAACCCGUCCCUCGCAGAUUGCUCUUCAGCCACACUUUGUUCAGUACAAGAGAUUGCGACAGCAGCAAAGUUUUGCUUGCGGCUUGGUCAGGUACCGCGCGAAUGGGAGCGAAACUCUCUCCAAACUCCAUGGAAGCUCAAACUCUUGAAUAUAGCUUGAUGACUUCCCUUAAGGUUAUUUUUGGUGCGAGUCGUUUCAAUCCCGUCGUACAAGAAGAGAUACUAGCUGCUUAUGGCCACGAACUUCUGAAGCACCACGAAUACAAUAAUUUUAUCGAAAUCCUCGAAAUGGCUAUAAACAGCAAUAAGGAGGAACAGUUCAGCAGAAGAAAUGCAAUUUUGAGAGCAAUUGGCCUCAUGCUACAAGGAUCCGAAAUACAGAGAAAGGAGUUCAGAUCGAACUGUCAAAAAUACAUCAAACAAUGCCAGGAGGAAAAGGAACGGUGGCUUGCUGGCGACGGUACUAUGCAGGGUUUCGACUUUUUUCCAAAACACCUUCAUGAGCACCUUUUGUCUUGA